Girardinichthys multiradiatus is the source of this 3276-nucleotide messenger RNA. RefSeq names its product HHIP-like 2 (gene hhipl2). The record is from RefSeq and is a predicted model, not a curated record. Lineage: Eukaryota; Metazoa; Chordata; Actinopteri; Cyprinodontiformes; Goodeidae. Bases 1 to 2508 code for a protein of 835 amino acids. The transcript has 9 exons.
AUGACAAGUAAGCAGAACGAUGCGCUCCGACCAAGCGGUGCCGUUUGCGCGCCUUUACGCGCAAACACAAGUCGGAAUUCCCCCAAGCAGGCACCCAGCGCACCUGAGACCAUCUUCAUCAUCUCAGUGAUGUUGUCUGUCCUGAUCCAGCCAGCAUCAGCUCAUCCUCAGUGCCUGGACUUUGAGCCACCUUUCAAACCACAGUGGCACCUGGAAUUUUGCUCCCAGUAUGAGGAGUUCGGCUGCUGCGACCAGAGGGCGGACAACGUGAUCGCGGAGAGAUACUGGGACAUAAUCGAGGAGCUGGAGACGGCGGGUAAAGAAUUGUGUGAGGACAUGCUGAAGGAGAUCAUGUGCCAGGAGUGCUCUCCUUAUGCUGCCCACCUCUAUGAUGCAGAAGACCCCUACACACCUGUCAGAGACUUGCCAGGACUUUGCUUUGGCUACUGCUCUGAGUUUCACAAUAAGUGUUGCCAUGUGCUCAAAUAUCUAACUGAGAACCAGCUGCUGCUGGACACCUCUGGACGCGAUAUGCCCACGUUCUGCAGCAUCGUUGACCUUUCUGACCAAGACUACUGCUACCCCAAUGUUCUGAAGAGCACCGACCUCAACAGCAACCUGGGACAAGUGGUGGAGGACCCCAGAGGGUGUCUCCAGAUGUGCUUGACUGAAGUGGCCAACAGUCUCAGGAAUCCAGUGUUGAUGCUGCACAGUGGUGACGAAACACACCGGAUGUUCAUUGCAGAGCAGAUUGGCUUUGUUUGGGUGUAUCUGCGCGAUGGCAGCCGGCUGGAGCAGCCCUUCCUGGAUAUCAGCGGGGACGUGCUGACCACGCCUUGGCUAGGGGAUGAGAGGGGUUUCCUGGGCAUGGCCUUCCACCCCAAGUACAGACACAAUGGACGCUUCUUCAUUUACUACUCCAUUCAGUUCAACAGCAAAGUGGAGAAAAUCCGAAUCAGCGAGAUGAAAGUGUCCAGGAAUGACAUGAACAUAGCAGAUCCUUACUCUGAGAGGGUUAUUUUAGAAAUUGAGGAGCCCGCUGCAAAUCACAAUGGAGGCCAGCUCUUGUUUGGUCGAGAUGGCUACUUGUACAUUUUCACUGGAGAUGGUGGAAAAGCUGGGGAUCAAUUCGGGAAGCAUGGCAAUGGACAAAACAAGAGUGCUCUGUUGGGUAAAGCACUGCGCAUUGAUGUGGAUGGAAGCGACUCCAGGGGAAAGCCAUACAGGAUCCCACCUGACAAUCCAUUCUCCGGAGAUCCAGAUGCUCGGCCAGAGGUGUUUGCAUAUGGGGUGCGGAACAUGUGGCGAUGCUCCGUGGACCGGGGUGACCCAGUGAGCGGCUAUGGCAGGGGCAGGAUAUUCUGCGGAGACGUUGGUCAAAACCGCUAUGAGGAAAUUGACAUCAUUAUCAAUGGGGGAAACUACGGGUGGAGGGCAAAAGAAGGCUUCGAGUGCUAUGACAUUAAGCUGUGCCAGAACUCCUCUCUGAAUGACAUCCUCCCCAUAUUUGCAUAUAACCAUCAUGUCGGGAAGUCAGUCACAGGGGGGUAUGUAUACAGAGGAUGUGAAUCACCCAAUCUGAACGGCCUGUACAUUUUUGGAGACUUCAUGAGUGGUCGGCUCAUGGCAUUGGAGGAAGAUAAAACAGCUGGAACUUGGAAAGAGAAAAGUAUAUGCAUGGGUAGUACAACGACAUGCUCUUUUCCUGGACUCAUCAAUCAUCACCACAAGUUCAUCAUCUCUUUCGCUGAAGAUGAAGCAGGGGAGCUGUAUUUUCUGGCCACUUCGUACCCCAGUGCCAUGUCUCCUUCUGGAACAGUGUUUAAAUUCAUGGAUCCUUCGAGGAGAGCUCCUCCAGGGAAAUGCAAGCAGAAACCGCUCCCUGUUAAAGUGAGAGGGAACAAGUUUCCAUUUGUCCCCAGGGAACUGACUGUGCUGAAGACAAACGAGAAACCAACGAGACCACCACCAAGAAAAUACAAACUGACCACCAAACCACCAGUGACCAGUGGUCAGCACAGAUCUAGAACGACUGGAGCCACCACAACAACCAUGACCACAGCUACGAAGAUGGACAGAAAACCACCCCCCAAGGCUGUAACUAAGAAUAAGAACAAAUCAUGGAAGAAAGAGAAGGAGCAAAAAGAGAAAGAUGCACAAAUAAAAAAGAACACUGUGGGUAAGAAAUCUAAACCACAGACAAGGAAGACGACCGUGAAGACAUCUGUCAGAGUCAAGGUGAAAACACAAGCAAACCAAACUGCCACAAACAGUUUAAACAGUGAGAAAUUAUCAGAGAGUCCAAAAAAUAACAAAAUCAGCUCAAAGAGGAAUAAUCCACAAAUGAAAAAUGCACUAAAGUCAACAGGAAUGAAAAUACAAAUGUCUGAAAGGGAACUUCUUAUCUUGUCAAAUAAAACUAAGACAAAUGUCAAUGUAAAAAGCAAAAAACAAAAGAAGUUACCCUGGGUAAGAAGCAAGCACACAAAAAAUGCCAGACCACUGUAGAAAAUAUUAUAUAUUAUGUUGUUACUGCUUUGAAUAUUCCAUUUUAAGAAUGGUUUUAUGUUAUAAAAUAUGCUUAUUUGCUUAUCUGCCAUGCAUCAAUAAUAAAAAGCAGUAGCUGAUUUUUGUUUCUUAACUGCCACAACCUUCUGCCUCUUCGUCAUAGAGCUUGUUCUUUGCUAGUUAUUGAAGUUUUCAGGCAAUGUGUAUGAGAUAAAAUCAAAUGAAGAUGGGCUCUAAUCAUUUAUUAGAUGACUUCUCAAAGCAGUUGAUUGGAUUUGAUUUGAUUUGAUUUACGGGUAUCAGAUUAAAGGGCACUGAAGGUUAUGUAUGCUUUUCCUUCCAAUUCACAAAUACGUGUUACUUUGUAUUGGCCUAUCACAGGGGUCUGCAACAAUUUAAAAUCUCAAGCAGCUCUUUGUACUUUACACAACGAUCCAAAGAGCAACUUUCAAUAUUUAAAACAUUUUAAAAUAUAGAUAUAUGAACAAAUGCAGGUAUAGGCAGUUUUUUUUCCCAUUGAAUACCUGCAUUAAAUUUCCACAACAAAAUUAUCAUAAAAUGUGAAAACCUUUCAGAAUACUUUUGCAAGGCACUGUAUCUUCAGGUUUUCCAUUAAUCUACAACAAUGUUGCUGAUCCCCUCAUCAGUCUUUAGUUAUAACAAAUUCAAUUCAAAUUCAAAAAUACUUUAUUAAUCCCAAAGGGAAAUUAAAUGUUGUAGAUCAUAUUAUGCAGGUUUCUUCAAAGAGCCGUUGUAGAUGCUGAUGGC